Messenger RNA from Bradysia coprophila, 1385 nucleotides. RefSeq names its product Fatty acid 2-hydroxylase (gene Fa2h). Gene Ontology annotation, biological process: fatty acid metabolic process; lipid biosynthetic process. Gene Ontology annotation, cellular component: membrane; endoplasmic reticulum. Lineage: Eukaryota; Metazoa; Arthropoda; Insecta; Diptera; Sciaridae. Gene Ontology annotation, molecular function: fatty acid 2-hydroxylase activity; iron ion binding. The record is from RefSeq and is a predicted model, not a curated record.
AAUUCAGUGUUGGGAAAACUUUGGCGGUGAUAAAUUGUGGGCUAAACAUUUUUCAACUUUUUUUUUCGCUUUUUCGAAGUGUACUAAACGAACGUAGACACAAGGAUUUGCAGUGCAAACUAACUUUGAAUAAUUUAAAGCGAAGCAGUUAAUAGAGAUUUAGACAAAGUAAAUUUGAAAUUUUCGUGAAUUUGUGCUUCUUAAAGUGUACACACCGUUGUUAUAAAAUGGAAGAGUCACCGUUAGUCAUAAGCUAUAAACAAAAACGUUACGAUUUAACACAGUUUCAACAUAAGCAUCCCGGUGGUCUAAAUACGCUGAAAGGCCUGAAUAAUCAAGACAUCGAACAGAGAUUCGAAAAGGCACCGCCUCACUCAGACGCAGCUCUGUAUCUGAUGAAAGAAUAUGAACUUAAGAAUGCGAAGGAGGCAAACAACAACAACACAGGCAGCAGCAACGGAUUCCUUAAAAAUGGAAUUUCGAAUGGUCACAGUAAUGGCAUUGGAAAUGGAAGUGUUCAUACGGAAAACGUUAAUGGCAGUAUACCACAUAAAACAGAUGAAAGCAUGGAGCACCUUGUCGACUGGUCAAAACCGAUGCUCUCACAAAUCGGUUCACUGAAAGAAAACUAUUCAGAAUGGGUUAACAAGCCGGUAGACAGACCGUUAAGAUUGUUUGGACCCACAUGGCUGGAAAAUCUAACAAAAACACCUUGGUGGCUGGUUCCAUUAUUUUGGAUUCCAUCGAUAGGUUACAUUGCCUCAAUCGGAUUGAAAGAGGCUUACGCUGCAGGUUUCAGUUCUAGUUACGUAUUACUUAGUUUUAUUGCCGGGAUAGCAUUGUGGACGAUUUUGGAGUAUUCAUUACAUCGAUGGGUUUUCCAUUUGAAUGCUGAAAAUGGCGGGGUUUUCCUCUGCACUUUUCAUUUUUUACUACAUGGAUUACAUCAUAAGGUGCCUUUCGACCCAUAUCGGUUGGUCUUUCCGCCGGUUCCAGCCACAAUACUUGCUACAUUAUUCUAUCAACCUCUACCGCUGUUAGCUAGCUGCCCGAAAAUAGUUUUAGCCGGUGGAUUAGUCGGCUAUCUGUGUUAUGAUAUGAUCCAUUACUACAUUCAUUACGGCAGUCCAACGUUCAACUAUAUGUACAUGUUGAAACGGUAUCACUAUCAGCAUCAUUUUGUGCAUCAUGAUGCCGGAUUCGGUAUAAGCAGUCCGAUUUGGGAUGUUGUGUUUGGUACGAAAAUAUUUUUAAGAAAACUGAAGUACAUGCUAAGAUGGUGAUUUUGUGUAUAAUAUGAGUUUGUAAUGUAUAUGUUGCCGUUCGGUAUGCAGAACCGCAAUUAAGUCAUAAAAAUAAUAAAUUUUAUAAUUUAAUCUACAAAA